Adineta steineri is the source of this 687-nucleotide messenger RNA. The record is from the annotation of a GenBank genome assembly. NCBI's taxonomy places the organism in Eukaryota, Metazoa, Rotifera, Eurotatoria, Adinetida, Adinetidae.
AUGGCCACAACUUUUGAUUCUAAUGUAUUAACUAUGAAUGGUGUUGCUCAACCAUUUGAUUAUUAUUGUGUAUUAGAUUUUGAAGCUGUCUGUCAUCAAGCUAAUCCUGGUUCAAAACGGUUCUCACCGAAUGAUAUUUGGGAAAUAAUUGAAUUUCCUAUUUGUUUAUUAGAAGCAAAAACGAAUACAAUCAUUGAUAUUUAUCAUAGUUAUGUACGCCCAACAAUUCAACCUCGUUUAAAUGAUAUUUGUAUUGGUAUUACUGGUAUUACUCAAGAUAUAGUUGAUAAUUCUCCUACAUUCGAUAUUGUAUGGAAUGAUGUUCAAAAAUUUUUAGUAAAACAUUCAUUGAUUUCUUUGACAGAAAAUAAAUCAAAUCUUUAUAGUUUUACAUGGAUAACAUGUGGAAAUUGGGAUUUAAAAACGAUGUUACCAUUACAAUUGAAACACUCUGGUUUUGAUCGACCAACAUUUAUUAAUAAUUUUAUUAAUUUAAAAGAUUUAUAUAUGGAAUAUUAUCCAUCUAGUCGAAUUAGAGGAAUGAAAGAUAUGUUGAAAAAAUCGAAUUUAAUCUUAGAAGGAAAACAUCAUUCUGGUAUUGAUGAUACGAAAAAUAUAACAAAAAUAGCUCAAUGGUUAAUUCAAAAUAAUAAAAUACUCAAAUUAACAUAUCGAGCAAUCAAAUGA